Linum tenue is the source of this 916-nucleotide messenger RNA. The record is from the annotation of a GenBank genome assembly. NCBI's taxonomy places the organism in Eukaryota, Viridiplantae, Streptophyta, Magnoliopsida, Malpighiales, Linaceae.
CCAAACAGAAGAAGCUCACACCAAAAGCUCACAUUUCAUCUCCAGCAAAUCCUGUUUCUCCCUCUUUUCUCUCCUCGAUUUUCAUCUCCGAUCAGCGCAAUGUCAGCCAGGAAGGGAAGCUCCAAGAAGCGCGCGGCCGCUACGCCAACCGCUAAGUCGGCGCCGCCGCUGUCCAAGUUCCGCGUCCAGGAAGAUUUCGAUCCCGAUUUCUCGAGCGAUCUCAAGGGAAUCAUGUCGGCACUGCACCAGUUCAGAGAGAAAACAGAGAAGGAGGGCCAGAAGAAGAAGGAGGAGACGAUUUCCAGUGUUGCUUCUGAGAUUAGGACGAUGCUCAACGAUUUGAAGUCGAAAAUUGAGAAGGAUAGGCAAAGCUUUGGUAAGGCGCUUCAGAAAAAUUCGAAAGAGUGCGAAAAUUAUAUCAAGAGCGAGUCUGCCAAGAUUCAGGACAUCUACGAGAAGUUUGCCAAGGAGAAAGCAGCUCACAUGCAGUCAAUGCAAGAUACCAUGUCCAAAUUUGAAGAAGACAAGGAGAAGCUGAUGAUGCGAUAUGAACAACUGAAGAAGAAAGAGAAGAGCAUGCUAGCCGACCACGAGAAAGCUUGCGAGGAGAAGAUUGCUAAACUGGAGGAAUCUCUCAAGAAGAAAAAGCAGGACGGCAAAACGUUCAGCAUCCUAAAGAAAACGCUGGGCACUUUCCUGGACGACGCCUCCGAUGAGGACUUCCCACCAGAGGAUUGAACUGCGACUCUCUCUCAAACUAUCAAGAGGAGCAGCGAACCGCUAAAGAUCCAUACGGGUACAUAAGCAGCAGAGGACAAUAGGUACAAAUGACAAGUCCAACUUGGUGAGCUACAACACAACAAACAAAGCACAUUAUUCCCCAACAGUUAUAAUCACGUUUUAACUGCUAUUCCCC